Messenger RNA from Durusdinium trenchii, 1880 nucleotides. Lineage: Eukaryota; Dinophyceae; Suessiales; Symbiodiniaceae. The record is from the annotation of a GenBank genome assembly.
UGACACUAGUCUUUUGCCACCCCGGUCCCUUGGCUAUCCUUCGCUCAUGCAUCCAUAUCCAAUUGGAGCUGCGAGGCCAUGGCUUGGGGUACCGUAUGCCACGCGCUGGCACUCCAGGCCGCCGAGGCCCUCGUGCAGGCGGCUCUUUCGGGCAGCGAAGCAGGACAUUGCUGCCCUACAGACUGCAAAGCAAGUUGCAGAACAGACACAGCACGCAGCAUUGGCCGAUGCAAUUGACCGACAGCUCCUGGCGAGAUGGUUGGCAGGGCAAGAGAAAGACCUGGACGAGUACGAGACCUUCUUUCGUGCAACUGAAUGCUCUGCAGACGGCUCUCAGCACACCUCGCACCCCCCUGACUUGCUAGAGGAAUGGUUGCAGCCUUUGGAGUCGGGUUCGGUGCAUUCUGAGAGGGACCUGGAUGAGCUACGUGCAGAAGCAGAGGGUGUUCACAUCUUCGACUUGAAGCGCGACAGAGCCAGCGAGGCCGCUGCCGCCCUGCGGCGCGAUGGUUUUGUGGCUUUGGCGGCACUGGGCCCUACAGUGCUGCGUCGGGCACGGCGUUUGAGCGCAGCGCUGCUGCGGCGCGUGGCGCGGGCGGAGCCCCGGGGCAACCGUGGUGAGAGACGGUACAGCCUGGGGCGGACAACCAUGGUCCCAGGCACCCUGGAACUGGCCACUUGCCCGGCAGUUUGCCAAGUCCUGGAGUCCUUUUGGGGCACCAAGUCCUUCCGUGUGCAGUGCACUGGGGGUGAUGCUUCGCUUCCUGGCGCCCAGCAACAGGAUCUUCAUGCGGAUGUUCCGGUCAAGGAGGUGGCCGAUCAGCUCUACAACUACUACGACCCUGAGCAGCCUGACAGAAAAUUCAUGGAACUGCCUACACCUGUGGUGAAGGUCUACUUUGCGAUGGUUGAUAUGGACCGCAAAGUUGGCCCCCCUCGAUUCGUCCCUGGCACGCAUGAGCUGACGGCCAAACAGGACAUCCAUGAGGCUCUUUUGGAGUGAGAGACGUGCCACCGCCAGAUCAAGAACCUCCCAGCACCCACUUGGUUUGCCCCGCUGGGACUGCCAUUAUCAUGGACAUGCGAGUUUGGCAUGGCGGUACCGAGAACAACUCUAAAACUGCUCGUCCAAUGCUAUCAGUACACUACUCAGGGCCAAGCUACAGCGAGGAUGUUCUGAAGGAUGGCGGCAGCAUCCCAUUUUUUGGUACCUGCUAUUGGACUUAUCACCGAGGUGCCUUGCAGCCAGAGAGCUUCGAGUGUCUUUCAGAAAGUGGGAAGUCUUUGUGCAAGAACUUGGUCUCAAGCCUGAAAGUGAGCUGUUCCAAGUGCCACAUGAGCCACUUGUCUGCGGGGCGAAGCGCCCUUCGCAGCAUCGGUCCUCCAUCAGGGCCGUGGUUGUGCUUAAACUGCUGGGCAGCUCAGAAGUCAAGUAUCAUGAGGUGAGCAUGGGACCAGAGAUGUGUAUUUAUGAAGCUUCCACGAAAGCUGCAAAGAGAGAAGUGAGAAGUGUGUCUCAAACCUCGGCAUUCAAACAUCUUACGAAGAGACGUGAUUGAAAGUCCCAAUCCGGCAGAAGAUAAUGGCAGUUGGCCUCAAUGCCAGCUGCCAUGCCUCCUUGCUAGACAUCAUGGAGGACUCGCAAUGGACUAGAGCCGAUGCAAAAUGCCAUCAACUGACCAGGGUUUGAGGCCUUGAGCCCUACGUGCACAAUGAAUAUGUCAAAAUGAGCAGACCUGUGUCAAUGUACGCAGGAACAGUUUGGUGGCCAGAUUUGAAUUGCUGCUCAAAAGUUCGGCAGUCACUCUGGCAGAGCAGGUGCCUUUAUAUACUCCCCUCAACAACUUUGUUGGGGCAGUCCGCCCAUCGUGAGAGCGACG